CUCCCUCUCUCUCUCUUCCUCUGUCUCUCUCUCUCUCUCUCUCUUUCUGUAAUUGUUCGUACCUCAGACGGGCAGCGUUUCUCCGCUAAUCCCGAUCAAGGCUCAGCGAAGUCUUUCCGUUCUCUCAGCCGAGGCUCUUCUCUGUCUCAUAUUCCGGACUCGGUUUUUUUAAUCGUGGUUUUAAUCUGCGGUCUAGUGUUCAGUGUUUUAAAGUCUAACGGCUCCUGAGGAGCAGCGGAGGCUCCUUCACCGCUCACUGACUGACGGACUCCGCUCUGAGGGGUCCUGAGAGAAAACUUCCGCAGCAGACCUCCAGACUAAACACACGACGGCGAACGUGUUAGACAGUCUGCUACAGGACAAAGGAUUGACACUUUGGAUAUGUCUGGAUUUGUCAAAGUGAAUAAGCACAGUAUGAGCCACACAAACCCAGAAUAAGCAGCUCAGACCACCCAGAGAGAACAGAGGUCCACACAUGGCACUUGCAGCUGCAGAGAACUCGUAGAAGCUAAAGAUGGCUGAUCCUGGAAGACCUCAUUUUGGGUCCACCAUGGCUUCGUUGGAAUGUUCUGUCCCCAUAAACCAGACCCAUUUUGGAUCCAACGAUUCAGAAUCAGGAUCGGGAAACACCUGGACACCUAAAGGGAAGAACUGGCCUGCUUUGAUCAUUCUGGUCAUCAUCUUCUUCACCAUUGGCGGGAAUAUUUUGGUAAUACUUGCAGUGUCACUGGAGAAGAAGCUGCACAACGCCACCAACUUUUUCCUGCGCUCGCUGGCUGUGGCGGACAUGCUUGUGGGCAUUCUGGUCAUGCCAACUUCAAUGAUCAACAUUCUGCAUAAUAACACCUGGCCCUUCCCCCGAGUGCUGUGCCCCAUGUGGAUUUUCUUGGACGUGCUCUUCUCCACAGCCUCCAUCAUGCAUCUGUGUGCCAUCUCUCUGGACCGCUACAUUGGAAUCCGGAGCCCCAUCCAGCACAGCCGCUCCAACUCUCCCUGCAGGGCCAUGGCCAAGAUCACAGUAGUCUGGACCAUUUCCAUUGUUGUCUCCAUGCCCAUCCCAGUGAUUGGCCUGCAGGAUGAGCAGAAGGUGUUUGUGAAUGACAGUUGUGUGCUGAACGAGCCAUGCUUUGUACUGGUGGGCUCGUUUGUGGCCUUCUUCGUCCCCCUCCUCAUCAUGGUGGUCUGCUACUGCCUCACCAUCAGGCUGCUCCAACAGCACGCGGCCACUUUCUCCCGUGACCGCAACAGCUAUGUUGAUGUUAACCCCAAGCAGCCUUCACCCCAGCCCAGCAUCAGUGGCAUCAGCCUUUUGAACGAGGAACCAUCCACGACCCAGAACAAGGGAGCUGCCCAGCCCCUCAGCUCUCCACUAACAGGCCACGUGUGCAUGGUUCCACAAGGCCAAGGUAGGCGAGGCAUGACACAGGCAAUCAAGAAUGAGCGUAGGGCCUCCAAAGUUUUGGGCGUGGUCUUCUUCCUCUUCCUGGUGAUGUGGUGUCCAUUCUUCAUCACAAACGUGCUGGUAGCUUUGUGCCGGGACGACUGCAGCAAGCACCUGUUCAGUCUGAUGAAUCUCUUUGUGUGGGUGGGCUACGUCUCCUCUGGUGUCAACCCGCUGGUCUACACUCUAUUCAACAAGACUUACCGCCAUGCCUUCUCCCGCUACCUGCACUGCAGGUAUCACAAACAGACUAAGCCCUUUCUGAACAACUCAGCUUGCCAGGUUUAUUCCGUCUCACCAACCCCCAUCCUAUGUGAGAGGAGCUUCACUGACACUAACGGAAACGGCUUUUCAGAUUUAGAUCUGAAUCGGGAGCAUAAACAAUCAGAUGAGAUGCUAAAAGACGGAAACAGUAGACUUCCCAGCCAUAUGGAACACAUCAGCAGUGUCUGAUUGAUAGAAACAAGGACAAUGGAACAACCUACCCCAGUACAAUGAAUGUAACUUUGUGUUUUACCACUCAAAUCUCUACUUGAGGUUCUCCUUUAAGGUCUGCAUGUUUUCGGAACCAAACUUGGUGGAUGUAAUGAAUUACAUACAUUAAUGACUGCCAAGGGUCGACAUAUUAUUCGCACAGAAUUGUGUUUGUAAAAUAUGAUAGUUUAUGAACUGGCUUUAUAUUUCUUCUUUAAAUAUGGAACUAGACAUGUGCUGAUAUUCUAGAAGGUAUAUCACACACUAUGUUGUUAUCAUGGACAGUUUUAAAUAUCGUCACUGCAUUUUUGUCAAAUAACUAGAUUUUUUUAUGUAUGUAAAAUAACUGAUUUCAAUAUGCUGCCCCAGUCUAAUCCCAUUCUUUAUGUGAUGUGUGUACAGUUGUUUUAGCAUGUUAUUGGUCUGAGCACCUUCACACCUCACAGUAAAAGUUGCUGCCCUUUUAUACUUAAUGAGCUGUCUGAUCUGGAAGGUCUACCAUGUGACUCAGUAAGAAAAAACUGAGGAAACUAAAGGCCUGUAGGUCAGUAAGACUGCCAGAAAAGACCAGAAAUGAACAAAGACUGCUGUGCUGUUACACAACAUGCUAUCAGUGAAGAUUUUUUUUUCACCCCAAGACAGAAAUCCCCAAAAUGUAAAACAACCAAAACAAAAUGACUUUCUGAACAUUCUGCAUGAGCGAUACAUUUAUUUAUUUAUUACAUACGAUAUUGUGAUAACAUUGUAAACUGUGAUGAAGGUUUGGGUUAAUUAUUGUGAUAUUAAAUGUUUAUAUUGGCAGAUGUUCCAUUCAGUUUUGUAUAACACAGUGACAGUUCAGCUCUGUAAGAAGACUGGCUUCAUGAAGUACUGUAGAUUUGCAACGUACUAUUGUAGUGUCACAGCACCACCAUGUGGACAUAUUUGGUUGAUUUUAGUCUCUAAGAUGUGAGGUUUUUUUUCCCACAGUCCAUUUCCUGGCAUGACAUUGUAUUCUUUUGAAUUUUCAGUAUUUAGGUUUUGAGUUUGGGGUGAGGUGUGGUUACCUGAUGUGAUACGUAUCCAUAAAUUUGUUUUGAUAUCUCA
Molecule: messenger RNA, 3001 nt
Organism: Pygocentrus nattereri (red-bellied piranha)
Lineage: Eukaryota; Metazoa; Chordata; Actinopteri; Characiformes; Serrasalmidae
Product: 5-hydroxytryptamine receptor 2A
Exons: 5
Coding region: 515-1894 (459 amino acids)
Biological process (GO): G protein-coupled receptor signaling pathway, coupled to cyclic nucleotide second messenger; chemical synaptic transmission
Cellular component (GO): dendrite; plasma membrane
Molecular function (GO): neurotransmitter receptor activity; G protein-coupled serotonin receptor activity
Source: RefSeq, a predicted model, not a curated record